Molecule: messenger RNA, 1365 nt
Organism: Cebus imitator (Panamanian white-faced capuchin)
Lineage: Eukaryota; Metazoa; Chordata; Mammalia; Primates; Cebidae
Gene: CUNH12orf75
Product: chromosome unknown C12orf75 homolog
Exons: 6
Coding region: 262-453 (63 amino acids)
Source: RefSeq, a predicted model, not a curated record
GGGUGGGUCUGGCGGGUCCCCAGGCGGGGCGGGGCGGGGUGGGGGCGAGGGGUUCUGGGUGGUUUCCGCCCCGUAGCCCCGCAGCCAGCCGGGCCCAGGCCGGCGCCCCCCGGCGGCGCAGGGGGCGGCCUCCACUCAGUCCUCAGCCCAGGGCACCCUAGUCAGCCUCCCGCUCAGGACGCGCCGCCCUCCGUCUGGGUCUCCGCCCCCAGGACCCGCGGCUGAGAGCUCUGGAGCGCGGCUUCCCCGGCCGGCGGCGCGAUGGGCUGCGGGAACUCCACCGCCACCAGCGCGGGCGCGGGCCGAGGCCCUGCAGGAGCAGCUAAAGAUGUAACAGAAGAAUCCAUAACAGAAGAUGACAAGAGGAGAAACUAUGGGGGAGUAUAUGUUGGCCUACCAUCUGAAGCUGUCAAUAUGGCGUCCAGUCAAACAAAGACAGUUCGGAAAAAUUAGAAGAAAAUAACCUCAUGACUCAAGAAUCAAGAGCUUGCUCAUCAAUUUGGAAGGAAUUUGGCUCCGUGGGACAUUGCAAUGCACACAGACAUUUCCAAGGAAAUUCUAAGCAGUCACCCUUCCCUCUUUCGUUCCCCCAAAUCUUAAGUGUGUACGUAAAACACUGGGUACAUGUUGUUAUGGUACUAGAAGGGAAUUGGUUAGACAGUACACUUGUUGUUGGAACUUUCUGUGGCCACGUACGAAAGACAAGUUAACGAACUGUCAUGGAGGCUGUUGUUGCCCAGCCAGGGCUGCUGCAUUUUGAUAACAUUUCCACCCUGGCCACUCAGCACAAUUCAUGGAGGUCAUGGCUUUUCGCUGAUACUUUUUUGAUAGUUUUUAUAUAACAAAAUCCUUAUUCUAUUUAUAACAAGAUGAUAAGGCACUAUAAAUGAAUGACCUAAAAUAAUAUAUUUGUCUGUUAUCUUUCGCUAUUUCUACUUCAUGUUAAUUUUUAGCUGUAAAAUUGGUAAAUGGAUUCUUACAACUAUCUCAUUCAGUUUUUUACUAUUUGGUUUUCAAAUUUCAUUUAAAUGUCAGAAAUUUCCUUUUUAGGAACAGUGUAUUUCAUUGCAAUAUUAAAAAUAAACUCAAAUUGGCAUGCCAUAGGCACAUGCUGAUUACAUUUUUAUUUUCUUUCGUGAAAGGCACAUGCAACUACAAGUACUUCAUAGCCACUGGGUUGCUCAUUCUACAUCACAGCAUCUCAUCAUGUUAAUUCUGUAACUGUUUUCAAGGACUUGGAUUGUUAGUGGGCUACCUGGAAAGUUCUUAAUUUGAUAAUGACUUGUGUAUGUACUUAGUAUUGCAAUGUAAGUUACUCAAUUUACCAAUUUAUUUCAACAAUUAAAACAUUUUUAUCCCUCUUCA